Synchiropus splendidus (mandarinfish) is the source of this 1173-nucleotide messenger RNA. RefSeq names its product solute carrier family 35 member D2 (gene slc35d2). Gene Ontology annotation, cellular component: Golgi apparatus. Gene Ontology annotation, molecular function: GDP-fucose transmembrane transporter activity; antiporter activity. NCBI's taxonomy places the organism in Eukaryota, Metazoa, Chordata, Actinopteri, Syngnathiformes, Callionymidae. The record is from RefSeq and is a predicted model, not a curated record. The transcript is spliced from 12 exons. The coding region runs from base 45 to 1043 and encodes 332 amino acids.
UCCGUCCACAUGAGGAAGUGGACCCUUUCACAAAUUGGUCUACGAUGUUCGCCAAAGGCUCUCAGGAAAGUUCGUCCUCGCCUCUGCUCAAGUUGCUCUCCGCCAUCUUUUACGCCGCAAGUUCUUUGCUGAUGACGGUGAUGAAUAAAACUGUGCUCACGAGCUUCAGGUUUCCGUCCUACAUGUGUCUCGGGGUUGGACAGAUGGUCACCACCCUUCUCGUCCUGUAUGCUGCCAAACUCACCAGGAGAAUCCAGUUCCAAGACUGUAGCAAAGGCGUUGUGCUGAAAAUUUUCCCUCUGCCUUUACUUUAUGUGGGGAAUCACAUCACAGGACUGGCCAGCACAAAAAAGCUCAGCCUCCCAAUGUUUACAGUUCUGCGGAAAUUCACAAUCCUGAUGACAAUGGUCAUGGAGUUCUAUGUCUUGCGGAAAACAUUUCCAAAGCGCCUGGUGUAUUGUGUAGCAGCCAUAGUCCUUGGUGCGAUGGUCGCCGCAAGUUCUGAUUUGGCCUUUGACAUGGAAGGUUAUACUUUUGUGCUUCUCAAUGACGCCUUCACUGCUGCCAACACUGUGUACACCAAGAAGAAACUCGGCUCUGAGGGCCUUGGGAAGUACGGGGUGUUGUUUUACAACGCCCUCAUCAUUGUCAUUCCCACUCUACUGGCCAGCGCCUUCUCUGGAGACUUGCACCAGGCUGUGAUGUAUGACGACUGGAUUGAAGCCACUUUUCUGACAUGUUUCUUCUUGUCCUGCAUCAACGGGUUCCUGCUCAUGUACUCGCUGGUGCUGUGCAGCCACUACAACUCCGCUCUCACCACCACAGUAGUGGGCUCUAUAAAGAAUGUAGUGGUCUGUUUCAUUGGCAUCGUUGUUGGCGAGGAUUAUCUUUUCACAUGGACCAACUUCCUCGGACUCAGCAUCUGCAUGUCAGCGGGCCUCGUGUACUCCUACUUGACAUUUGUUGACAGAACAUCUGGAGGCAACGUCGAAGAAACGCCGCAUCUGAAGAUCGAAAUACCUCAGGAGUUACCCUCUAGAUGACGAUACUGUUUACCCACUAGUUUUAUUCUGCUCCACAUUGGAGUCAACAUUUUAGAUUUUCUACUGUAAUCCAGUACGAACAAUUCUACUCCUGUUAUUUAAUGAAAUGGUGCCGACUGAAUAAACCACC